Molecule: messenger RNA, 2630 nt
Organism: Aethina tumida (small hive beetle)
Lineage: Eukaryota; Metazoa; Arthropoda; Insecta; Coleoptera; Nitidulidae
Gene: mirr
Product: homeobox protein caupolican
Exons: 5
Coding region: 516-1976 (486 amino acids)
Biological process (GO): neuron differentiation; cell development; regulation of transcription by RNA polymerase II
Cellular component (GO): nucleus
Molecular function (GO): RNA polymerase II cis-regulatory region sequence-specific DNA binding; DNA-binding transcription factor activity, RNA polymerase II-specific
Source: RefSeq, a predicted model, not a curated record
GCGAGGAUUUUUUACGGAUCGCCGCGACUACUGCGCUUGUGUGUUGUGUGAUCGCGACAAUUUGUCGCCGUUAAAAGAAUUCCGUGACAUCAGUAGUCGCGUUGUGUCGGUGGCAAAAACAGGACUCAUUUCCAGACGCUCUGACCGCAACAAAGAAAUAUACUCCCCACCCUCCCCCUGGCUUCCCACUCUGCUCCACCCACCGCACAACACAAUCGCAAAAAUCAACGUCGACAGAAAGAAGCGAACUCUUCUAACCGUUCCGACCACCGCAAUUAUCACCUGGUGUCGACGACUUAGUGAUCGGCUACUACUUUUCGUACAUCCAUCGCACCGCGGAACCCAGUGACUGACCACCACGAACUACACGUGUCGUCCGCCACCCGGGACAGAGUUUGUGUUCAGUUCAGUGCAUACGAACGACUUACUACUGAAAUUUUGUGUGCGGGCUGUGUGCUGGAAGCCAUGCUUCCUUUGGCGACGACUCAGUGAGUGGAGUUCCUACUGGGACAAACAUGUCCCAGUUUGCCUUCCGAUCAUCGCCGAAUACUCAGAGUGCAGUAUCAUCGGGUCCUAGUCAAUCAACCACCCCACCAAGCAGCAUGGCAGUGACAUCAUCGGCUCCAACACCCGGUACUCCUCCCGCUCCCAGUCAAAGGUGCUGUGAUACGGGUCGUCCCCUGUUCACCGAUCCCAUCACCGGACAGAGUGUGUGCUCAUGCCAGUACGAACUUUUAGGUUAUCAAAGGCUGGCCGGAAGCGUGCCCGGUCUUCCGGCACUGUCCAUGUACAGCGCUCCUUAUCCCGAAGGAAUGGCUGCCUAUUUCCCAGCUCUGGGAGCUGAUCAAGCGCCCUUCUACACCCCCACGGCUGGCUUGGAUCUCAAGGAAAACCUGGCUGCCGGCGCAGCGGGUUGGCCUUACCCGUCGGUUUACCAUCCGUACGACACUGCAUUCGCCGGGUAUCCUUUCAAUGGUUAUGGUAUGGAUUUGAAUGGAGCGCGAAGGAAAAACGCCACUCGAGAAACGACAAGCACCUUGAAAGCUUGGCUUAAUGAACACAAAAAGAACCCGUACCCAACUAAAGGUGAAAAGAUAAUGCUAGCAAUUAUCACCAAGAUGACAUUAACGCAAGUAUCAACGUGGUUCGCUAACGCAAGAAGACGUUUGAAAAAAGAAAACAAGAUGACAUGGGAACCCAGAAACAGAGUGGAGGACGAAGAUAACAAUAACGAUGAUGAUGAUGAUCAAGACCACAAAAGCGCCGACGGAAAAGAUCUGCUAGAUUCCAAAGAUUCAGGCACCGCUUCAAGUGAAGACGGAGACAGGCCGCCCCAUUCUCGCUUGGCUCCAGACACAGCCAGCGAAUGGAGCGAAUCGCGACCGGACAGCGGUCCGGACAGUCCAGACCUUUACGAACGUCCCCCCCAUCCCGCCUUCCUGCCCCCCAGGUCAUCCGGAUCUCCGCCCCAGAUGUCCGCUUCGGUGACUUCUAAGCCGAGAAUCUGGUCAUUGGCGGACAUGGCCAGCAAAGAGAGCGACGGACCGCCGAACUCCGCGGCUUCCACAUUGUACUCUCAAGCCCAUGGAAGGUUGGUUCCAUCCUUGGCGGGCAGACUACCACCGCCAGGUCUUCAUACCGCCCCCUACGCAAGACCGCACGACUUCUACAGGAGUCUGUACGGUCCGGCUGCUCAGCAGUUGGCGGCCGCCAGCGGCGGUUCCCCCGACGCCAGUCUUCUGGAGACUUACCAGAGAACGUUGGGGGCGGUUAACGCAAGUCACACAGUACCUUCGUCUCUUAAUUCCGUACUUACCAAAGCAAGUCUGGCAGCAGCCACAUCCACGUCGAGCAAUUCGUCGAGCCUGCCACUGGGUUUGACCACCAGCGCUUCGAGGAUGUCGCCUUCGUCGACGUCCAGCCUGUCGUCUGGCUCGGAGACUCCGCUGAAACCGGUGGCUUUGAAUAAGGCUUGACCGCUUAAUAGGGUGGUCGAGAUUUGGCCGUAAACUACCUCGGAUCUUGUGCAUAUUGACCAAUGAUGGACAAUAAGUAAAACGGACGCCUGCAUUUGUAGUGAUUGUACAGUUAUAUGUGAUAUACCUUUUCGUUCCUUACUUCCCCGGCGCCCGUUCUAGAACACUAAACAACAGUGCGAAACACUUGCAGUGGGAGUUCAUGUUAUUUAAAUUAUUUAUAUAUUGUAAUAUUUGUUUCUCCUCUCGUACUAUGUUGGUUAUCCACACUUUCGACCUGCUGUUUUUUAUUGUAAAUAAAUUUGGUGUUCUAGUGGUUCCCUCUAAUUCAUUUUUGUAUAUAAAUUCGACUGUCCCAAAAUGGCAGCAGUAUAAAUCUUGUAUCUAUGUAUGUACCUAGUUUAGACUUGUAAACAAAUAUUUGUUAUUAUAAUGUGUAAUAUUUAAGAAAUAUAUACAUAUAAAAGUAUACAGUACAUGGAAAGAUUUAGGAUUCAUUGUAUUAUAAAAAAGGUUCACCACACACAAAAAAAUACAUACACACGAGUAUAUUUUCCAGCAGACAUAUCAAUUAAUUGAUCAGUAACAAUUCUAUAUUUCCAAUUUUACCCAGUCGUGUGUCGAAGCUGCAAUAAAUAAAUCGUUCAUUAUUUA